UGAGUUUCGGACUGGAGUGGCGAGGUCAAGAGUUGCGUGGUUGCUGCGUGUUUACAAAUCAAACGCCACACCUGAUGAUGUUGCUCUUUUAGGUGGAGGUCAAUUCUCGUGAUAUUUUCAACAUUUGACUUGAGUUUAUGUACACAGUCGUCACAUUCAAGUUCAGCUCCACUAACGCCUUUGUUGACAUUAAUAACACGUUCACACAUUUCUCAAAUUACAACCUGUUUUAAUGCAGCGUUUAGCAACUACCGUCGAACUCUGUUUAAAUUUACAUCUACUAAUUUGAGAGUUCUCUUUCUAAGAAUCUUGGUAAUUCAGAAAUGGUUGUUUUGGGAAGCAAUCUAGUCAAUUGAGUCUUCCAGUUACGCAGGUUUUUAAAGUUCUUGUGUGUGGAGUCAAGGUUACACCCAUGGGAUAUCUGAUCUGACCUAAGCUAUUGAGAGCUUGUUUGGUUUGAGACAUCUUGUACUUCUUGCAGCAGGCGAGCCUGAGAAAUACGGCGUAUGGGUGCCAUUUAUUUCUCAAUAACGAUUUAAAACCGUGAGUUUUCAUCUUGCACUAUUUGAAAGGGCAGACCAGGAGUCACCAAAAAAAAAGGAAGAAAGAAAGACUGAAAUCUCAUCGGACCCUUCAAUUCUAAGUCUUCAGCAGCACAGCUUGUGCAUAACGUCCUUUUCCUGUCAUGGAGACAGAAGCUAAGUCACAGGAAACAUCUCUACUUACGUCUGAAGGCAUGUGGUGGGGCACCCUGGGGUCUGUGCGGCCCUUCCCAAAUUUUCGUCCCGAGAGAGAUAUUACAGUCCUACACACUGCACUGGAGAAGAAAGAUGUGAGCACAAUUGUGAGAAUACUAACCAAUCGCAGUAAUGCUCAGAGACGAUCUCUUGCCCAGGCAUACAAGAAUUUCUCACAAAAGGAAUUGGACGCAAGUCUGAAGAAGGUUCUUUCUGGUGAUCUGCAGUCUCUGAUACUUGGACUGAUGAUGAUACCAGAGCAGUUUGAGGCCUAUCGCUUACGCAAAGCCAUGGAGGGUGCUGGUACAGAUGAAGAAACUCUUUUAGAGAUUUUGUGCACAAGGACACCACAGCAGCUCUCUGACAUCAGGGCUGCAUACAAUCAAGAGUAUAAGCGGGAUUUGGAGAAAGACUUGAUAAGUGAAACCAGUGGAGAUUUUUCAAAGCUCAUUGUGGCAUUGUUGCAGAAAGAUAAUGGGCCAGAAAUGAUUGACCAGGAUACAGCAUCUUUAUCUGAGGAGCUGAAAAACAAGAAACCUGCAGCUGAUAUUUGGAUCAAAAUACUCACCACAAGAAACCCAGACCAUCUCAGGACUGUACGAUGUAUACAGAACCAGAAUUUAUUCUUGGCACAACGGAUCCAAACUAUGAAAGCACCGGUGGUCCAGGGUGUGAUGGUGGCUCACAGUGAGGAGGAUCUACUGAGAGUUAGAGUUGCAUACCUUCAGUCAACAGGAACUUCACUGUACACAGCCUUACAGAAGCAGUUUAAAGGUGAACUCCAGCAGGGUUUGUUGGCUAUAUGUCGUGCAGAAGAUUAGAAGUAAUACUGUGUAUGACACAAAUGAUAAACAUUUAUGUGCAUUCAGUGAAAUCAUUCCAUUCAUUUUAAUUGCUGUUAAACAAAAGCCUUGUGUCUGAAAAUAAAUAAA
Messenger RNA from Carassius carassius (crucian carp), 1669 nucleotides. RefSeq names its product annexin A2-like. Gene Ontology annotation, cellular component: cytoplasm. NCBI's taxonomy places the organism in Eukaryota, Metazoa, Chordata, Actinopteri, Cypriniformes, Cyprinidae. The coding region runs from base 686 to 1558 and encodes 290 amino acids. The transcript is spliced from 13 exons. Gene Ontology annotation, molecular function: calcium-dependent phospholipid binding; calcium ion binding. The record is from RefSeq and is a predicted model, not a curated record.